AACAUCGACAGCAAAAACUACAAAUGCACCGUCAUCAUUUACGAGUACAACGCCUAGAACCACUAUUGAGACGACACAAUCUACCGUUGUAAGUACGCCACUGUAUUCUACUUUUAAAACUACACAGGUGCCGUCUACAGUGAUGACUACACCCUCGACGAUUAGGAGUACACAGCCUUCAACUAUUUCAACAACAACGCAACCUACGUCCACGGUAAGAACUACAGAGGUGGCAUCUACAGUUGAAACAACACGGCCCGUGACUACGGUAAAAAGCACACAGUUGCCAACCACAUUGAAGACUACUCUGCUGUCAUCUACAGAGAAAACAACACGGGCGCCGUCAACAGUUAAAACUACAGUUAAAACGUUUCAGCCCACAACACAGCCACCAUCUACGGUGGAAACUACCCAGUCUCAAUCUACGUUGAAAACUACACAGCGGAAAUCUACGGAGAAAACUACACCGCAUGCGUCAACGGAGACAACUAUUCAGACUACGACUACACAGUCUCCAUCUACGUUGAAAACAACACAUCCUACAACAACGAUAGAAACGACACAAUCUUUAUCCACGGCGAAAACUACACAGGCGCCAUCUACGAUUGUUUCUACGCAGUCUCCCUCUACAGUGGAAACUACGAAGUAUUCAUCUACUGCUAGGACCACACAAUCUACAACCACAUUGGACACAACACAAUUUUUAUCUUCGGUAAAAACAUCAAUUCCUCCGUCUACGGAGAAAACUACACAACCCGAAUCUACCGUGAAAACAACGGAGUCUACUUCUACAGUCGAAACCACACAGCCUACGUCUACGAUGAAAACUACGAAGCCUACAUCUACGGAAAACACAACAGAGUCUUUAUCUACGUUGAAAACUACACAGCUUGUGUCUACGGUGAGAACGACACCCUAUUCAUCGUCAGUCGAAACGACCCAGCUGUCGUCUACUGUCAAAACGACACAACCGCCAUCUACCGUGAAAACUACACAGCCUAAAUCUACGGUGAAAACUGCACAAUCUACUUCUACGGUCAAAACCACACAGCCAACGUCUACGAUUGUAACUACACAGCCUACCUCUACGCGGAAAACAACACAGCCUGUGUCUACGGUAAGAACGACACCUUUUCAAUCGACGAUCGAAACGACACAGCCGUCAUCUACUGUAACAUCUACACAGCCUAAAUCUACUGUGAAAACGACACCGUCUUUAACUACGUUAAAAACCACACAGCCUGCGUCUACGGUGAGAACUACACACUCUCGAUCGACGAUUGAAACGACCCAGCUGUCAUCUACAGUCAAAACGACACAACAACAAUCUACAGUCAAAACAACGCAGUCUCUAUCUACCUUAAAAACUACACAAGCUCCUUCAACGUUGAAAACUACACAGCCUACGUCUACGCUAGGAACUACACAGUCUACGUCUACAUUGAAAACUACACAGCCUACGUCCACGAUGAAAACUACACAGUUGCCAUCUACUAUCAAAACCACGCAUCAAAUCCCUGUUAUAACAACCCUCUCAACGACUUCAAAGGACAUAACAGUUAUGACAACACUUCCAACAACAACCACCAGUACUCCACAACAAAACACAUCAAUAACAGUGCUGGCAACUACUACUCUCUCACCAACACCAACAACCAGGAUGACUACUACAACACCACAGAGAACAACCAUGAAUACAACGGCGUCGCGAACAACACAAGUGACAACGGCGACGACAACGUCUGUACGAGCUUGUAAUUCAGGGUGUGAUGAGCUUGCCGAAGCCCUAUCCAAUGGGACAUGCCUGUGCAAAAAGGGAUUUUCAGGAGACGGUUUGACUUGUGAACUCGUUUCCAGUGGCUUUUCUCAAAGCAUCAUAAUGACUGGGCUGUCGUACACGACUACUCUGGCUGACUGCACAUCCGAUGAUUUCAUUUCUACCAAGAAGCAGACAGAAACCACGAUCACCGAAAUCUACUCUGAAAGUACCGUCGCUGAACACAUCUACUCAGUCACCGUGACGUCAUUCCGGAUGGGAAGCCUCAUCGCAGAAGCCGUCAUCGUAACGGACGCAGCUGCAAACCUUACCUAUGAUGUUAUGGAGCGAGCAUUCAUCGACUCUCUUGGGAUUGACCUAGAUGUCGACACAGCAGAGCUUUGCUACCGAGACUACUGUUUUAAUGGCGGCGAAUGUACAGUCGUCAACAGGUCGAGGACCUGCGUGUGUCCUUCAUCACACACGGGUGACAGAUGCGAGACCCGUAUCGUUGAUGGUGAGUUCGGUCCAUGGAGCGAAUGGAGCAACUGUCUGUCUACUUGUGGGGAAGGAUCACGCAUGCGCACACGAGAGUGUGACAGCCCGCCUCCUAGCGCGGGUGGACGAUACUGCAGCGGACUAUCGGUGGAAUUCCAGCCCUGUGACCUCCCACCUUGUACAGACGGACACAUCGACUGGUGCGACCCAGCAGAAGACCGGUGCGGACAGUCGUCGGGGGCCGGAUACUGCUUUCUAGACUUUCCCGACUACGACUGCUACUGUAACCAUGGCUACGAGAUAAUCCUCAAUAACAAUGACACAGAGUUCGUCAGAUGUCAGGACAUAGAUGAAUGCGCAACAGGGAUGAAUGAUUGUCAUCCUACCUUGGCAACGUGUACCAACAGCAUAGGGAACUUCACUUGCCAGUGUAUAGAAGGGUACCAAGGAGACGGCGUUAUAUGUGAAGAUAUUGACGAAUGUCGGGAACUGGCAGACACCAACUGUGAUGCGCAUGCGUCCUGUGAGAAUCAAGAUGGCGGCUACACCUGCAGCUGUAACCUCGGAUACAGCAGUACGUCUGCGCAGGGGACAGGCUUCGUGGGAGAGUGCAAAGAGGACCGUCUGUUCCCUUUCGGCGAGGCCGUGAACGAUACUUUGUUAAUCAUCCGGAAAGAAGACUCGGGCGAGUCCAUCUCUCCUCCCGUCAACAUUCCGUACGGACUUCCGGUUCCGGGCGGACUGUGCAAUGAUAUAUGCGUCUCGGAAAACGGCAUCGCAAUUGCAACGAAUGGAAGAAACCACUUCAACAUCCCGAGCCUGCGCAACCCUGGCAGACUGAAGGACGUUUUGAAGCACAACAACACGGACAUCUGCGCUAUCUUCUCACCGUUCUGGGCAAACAACCGUUUCCAGCAGCUCAUAGCACAGAUGGAUCCAAAGGUGUGGUAUAACUCAUACACCAAUGACAGCAACGGAAUCAUGACUCUGGUCAACAAUGCCAUCAGAACCACCGACCCUACGGCUGCUAACUUCACCGCAUCUUUCGUCUUCAUCGCCACGUGGCAGCGGAUGGUUCCAACGUGGCUAACCGAUGGAGUGGAGGAAAACACAUUCCAAGCAGUUAUAGCCACGGACUACAGGCGCACGUACACCAUGUAUCGCUACAAGGACGGCCACAUGACCUGGGUUCCAGUCUACCCCGUAGACGUCUACUACCUUAGUGGUUACCCAGUAAGGAUCGGGUACGUGGUGAGAACGCAGAGCGGUACGUACGCCAUAGAAGACAGGAACUCUGCCUGGUGGAGUCGUAACGACAACGACGUGAACGCGUAUCGCGUGGACCAGAAAGUCUGUCCGUCUACAGGAAAGAAGGGGCAGAUCUUCCAUCGAGUGGACGAAAAUGGAGAGGACUACAUCAACGCUAAACUCGCAUGUGACGACUGGUUUAGGAGUGAACCUGAUGUAGAAGACUACGCGCCCAACUUAGUCGGUACGUGUCCGAGGUACGAAGGCCAGGCUAGAGCGGAGACCGGCCGCUGGGUGCUUACCUCUCAGGACCGCCAGGGGGCGUGCUUCACCACGCCUUUCAGUCUGUCAACAGGAGGUAACUACGAGUGUUGUUACGACGACAUGGGCGCACUGAUCGACUCUCCCAACAGGUUCAACUCCAGGGCUGGUACCUUGCAUCGCUACAGAAAGGAUAUGAAUAGAGACAGUCACUAUUACAAGAAGGACUACCUACCAAGAAUCUGGUGUUGUCAGAUGUCGGACGACAACUCGUGUAUCAAGUUCAGGAGGAAAAGACCAAUGGCGUCAUCUACACGCUACCAAAGGGCACAGCUUGCUUCUGGACUUGGAGAUCCCCACAUGACUACACUUGACGGAACCGAGUUCUCUUUUAACGGUUACGGUGAGUAUCUCCUGCUGCGGAACACCAGCAGCGCCCCCUACAGUUUGGAACUGCAGGCACGCACCAAGCGACCGAUCAUUAACGGUGUUGAAGUUCAGGCAACCGUCUACAGUGGAAUUGCAAUCAAGCAACCUUCUUACACUGUUGAAGUACAUUCAACCGACAACGCACCGGGAUUCUAUGUUGUUGUUGAUGGACAAGAAAUAUCUUCAUCUGAUGUCUCUCUGGGAACAACUUUCAACGAUGGACGGAUCUUGCCAAUGAAUGACAAGGCUGGAAACCUGACAGGAGUCCUCGUCACGUGUCCGUCCGGAAUCUCCAUCUCCGUCAAAUCGCACGACAACUCCCUCAGCUACGCUCUGGGCAUACCGGCAGACAUGGCGGGCAAGGUGCAAGGGAUUCUGGGAAAUGCAAAUGGCGACCCCUCCGAUGACUUCACCAUUCCAGAUGGGUCAUUGACCGCGGUGUCAAAUGUGAACUCUCCUGCUGAAUCAGAAUUGUUUCCUUUCGGACAGGCUUGGUCACUAAGGAACGUCAGUUCUAAUGAAGGCGUCGACGUCUCCUCAAUGACACUUUUCACACGGUAUCCUGCCGGCACAUCCGCUACUACCUACGGAGACGAUAGUUUCGUCCCCAAGUUCUUUACCAUCGAUCUGGACUCCCUAUUUGACGGGAACUUGGCCCUAAAAGACCAGGCCAUUACAGCUUGCGGGGGAGAAGACAAAACUGCCUGUCUACAUGAUGUUGCCGUCACGGGCAUCAUCGACAUUGGAGUUGCCACUGGACAAGAGUUGUUGACUUUUCAGGAAACAAACACUUUGAUAGCUAAUAACCCCCCUACGUUGACUGGACCGAGUGACAUACGUCUACGUGUUGGGGAAACAUUCACAACACUUCUACAAGCCGCCGAUGAAGGACCAAGUGUUCAAAUAACACUGAAUGGUGUGGGUACCUUAUCUCAGACCGGUAGUCUACAGGCAACGUUCGUGUGGAUCCCGACUAGUACGGACAAAGCAACUAUCAGUUGGAUGGCCUCCGAUCGUCUGAACGCAACUGUCGCCUUCGUUCCCCAAAUUACGGUUUGCGGCUGCGUAAAUGGAGGAACGUGCGAUUACGACAACGUUGUUGACCGAGACGAAGGUUUCGCCCCUGCUGCAUGUUUGUGUCCAAGCGGUUGGGGAGGCCCACUUUGUGAGGUGGACAUGGACGGGUGUGAUGGAAACCCUUGUUUUCAAGGUGUCACCUGUACGGACCAGCCGGCACCUCUAGCGGCCGGGCAGAAGGGUUACACGUGCGGCCCGUGUGUGAAUGGCCUGGCCGGGGACGGCGAGCAAUGUGCAGAUGUGAACGAAUGUCUGUUGGAUGUUAACGACACUGCGGCACACCAGUGCGUGAAUGCUGAGUGUGUCAACACCGCAGGCUCCUACACCUGUGUGUGUCUCCAAGGCUUCCACAAGGAGGGCGACUCCCACGUGUGUUGGGACAUCGAUGAGUGUCGUCAGCCCACCCAGAAUGACUGUGACGAUCGCCAUGGCUACUGCACCAACACGGAGGGCAGUUAUACAUGUGGCUGCCACCCUGGAUAUCAGCUUCAAAGUGAUGGGAAAACCUGUGCAGACAUAGAUGAAUGCCUUGACAACAAUGGUGGGUGCGACCGUGAGUGCAUCAAUAUGGAUGGGUUCUACGAGUGCGCAUGUGGAACUGCUUACUAUCUCCACUCGGAUGGACAAACAUGCCUAGAACUCGACGAAUGUGACACCGGAAGUAAGUGCGAACAAAUCUGCGACGACCGAGUGGGCUAUUACGAGUGUCGUUGUCACCCCCUGUUUAAUCUCGCUCCAAACGGCAGAACCUGCUUUGCUAACGCCACGUGUGGGGAAGGAAACAAAUGUCAUCCACAACCUAUCGGAGCAUGCGCAGUGAACACUACCGGGGCAGAGAAUUGCUUCUGUGACCAAGGAUACAGGCUGCAGCCGGACAAUUCGUGUGUUGAUAUUGAUGAAUGUGCCGAAGGGACUCACAAAUGUGACGCGAACGCCAAAGAAUGUCGCAACACUCCCGGAAGUUACGACUGCAUCUGCAAAGUGGGGUAUAGCUUGUCGACAGCACACGGCAGACGGCAGUGUUACAACAUUCACGAGUGUGACGUCAACAACGGUAACUGCAGCCAAAUGUGUGUAGACACGGAGGGGUCGUUCUACUGCAGAUGUCUAAUGGGAUACUACCUGGCCGCAGACGGAAAGACGUGUAUAAAUAUUGACGAGUGUGCCUCCAACGUUACCAAUGACUGCAGUACCAAUGCCGUCUGCCAGGACGAAGAUGGAGGCUACCGCUGUACAUGUAACCCUGGUUACGAGGGGGAUGGCUCGCUCUGCGGAGAUAUCAACGAAUGUGUACGAAAUGGUGAAAACGGACAAGGUGGUUGUAAAGUCGGCUGUCAGAAUGUGCUCGGAUCGUACGUUUGUGUAUGUGGCAAAGGAUACGUCUUGGCCAAUGACAGUGUUUCGUGCGAAGAUCAAGACGAGUGCUUGGAGUUCCCAUGUGAUCACGACUGUACAAACAGUAUUGGGUCCUACACCUGUUCAUGUAAUAACGGAUACAACCUGGACAAAGACGGACACACCUGCGUAAACACAGAACCUGCUUGUAACCAUGGAUGUCACGAACACGGGGAGCUGGUGUAUAACGGCACACAUGAGUACUGUCAGUGCAAACGUGGCUGGAAGGGAGACGGCAAGACCACGUGCAAAACAGACUCCGCCGCGUUCUCCAAUACCUUACAGCUUCACGACCUUGUCUACAAUGCCAAGCUAGCCGACUGCAAGACGACAGAGUACCAAAAUAUGAAGGAGCUGAUAGAAUUCACAUUGACCCGUUUGUUUGAGACGCACGUCAACCGGACCAUCCGGUCAGCGUUCAUGGCCGCGUCCGUGUCGGACCUGAGAAACGGCAGUGUUGUGGCCAACACCAUGCUGACCACUGUCCCCUCCGUACAUCUGACCAAGGCUGAUAUCACACAGGCCUUCAUACAGGGGGCCGGAAACACGUCUGUUGAUCUACUCGGCAUGAACGUGUCCUUCGUCUCAACCAGAGGUAAUUUAUAA
Branchiostoma floridae (Florida lancelet) is the source of this 7270-nucleotide messenger RNA. RefSeq lists its product as uncharacterized. The record is from RefSeq and is a predicted model, not a curated record. The transcript has 35 exons. NCBI's taxonomy places the organism in Eukaryota, Metazoa, Chordata, Leptocardii, Amphioxiformes, Branchiostomatidae. Gene Ontology annotation, molecular function: calcium ion binding. Bases 143 to 7270 code for a protein of 2375 amino acids. Gene Ontology annotation, biological process: cell-matrix adhesion.